Molecule: messenger RNA, 1689 nt
Organism: Schistocerca piceifrons (Central American locust)
Lineage: Eukaryota; Metazoa; Arthropoda; Insecta; Orthoptera; Acrididae
Product: zinc finger protein 2-like
Exons: 4
Coding region: 1-1689 (562 amino acids)
Biological process (GO): regulation of transcription by RNA polymerase II
Molecular function (GO): RNA polymerase II cis-regulatory region sequence-specific DNA binding; DNA-binding transcription factor activity; protein binding
Source: RefSeq, a predicted model, not a curated record
AUGGCGCGCUGUUGCCAGAUUGUGAAGCUCGGCCGUGUGUUACAGCGCGUGCUGCUGGAGCACCACAGCUGUGGCGGGGAGCCGGUGUCGGUAAUGCUGCACGGCAUCGAGCCGGAGGACAUGUACCGGCUGCUGGAGCUCAUGUACCGCGGCCGGACGCAAGUCUCGGCAUCGGAGCUGCCGCGCCUGCUGGAGACGGCGGCGGCGCUGGGCGUGCGCCUGCUACAGUCCAACAAGCUGCGCGUCUGCGCCGCUGGCUCCGACCCAUGGGCAGCCGACGUCAGCACUGUGAACGAGGCGACGCUUCCUGAAGGCCAAGCUAGGCAGUCUGUACUUCAGUGCGACAACCAGAGCACGGUUAAUCUGGGAGAAGGUGGUCACCCACUGAAGGUGCCCACCCGUAAAGGGCUGACCGAGCUACCACCGGCAGAAGCAGGCGACAACGAGGGCGAGCAGCAGCAGCGCACCUACCUCAGCCCGCCCGCGAGCCGCCCCAGACACGAGGGGCAGGCGCCGCCCGAGGCCGGUAGAGUCCAACCACCGCCCUGGAGCCCUGAGACGGUGCCGCAGGGCCGGCAGUUGGAGGACGUCUGGCAGAUGGAGCGGCCACCCGUCCAGGCCAGCAGCCCGCCGCGCGUCCUCACCGAGCUGCUACCUUCAAAGACCAGUCCCCAGCCUACAAUCAACGUGUCGUUCGCCAUGUCUUUCAGAGUAGACGGACAGCAGGAUAGCCGGUGCGCGGAACUAAAGAAUGAACACAACGUGAACUCCACCUAUACAAGGAGCUACGAACCACCGCUGCACUUACAGCGGGCGGUACUGCCCAAUGAUCAGCAGCGACUACUCCUCAAGGAAAACGCUCUAAGCCACGGCAAAGAACAUAUUUGCAAAACAUGCUCCAAGAAGUUCGCCACACGAUAUUCUCUUAAGCUUCACUCGCGUACGCACACAGGAGAAAAGCCACACAUGUGCGCACAGUGCGGGAAGCGGUUCAGCCAACGUCGGAACUACCGCUACCACCUGUCGCUACACUCCGGUUCGAGAGAAUUCGAGGCAUCGUGUCCGGUGUGUGCCAAAGUGUUCAGCGACCGGGGCUACCUGAGCUCCCACAUGAAGAUCCACCGCGACCAGCGAGAGUACGCCUGUACCGAGUGCGGGAGGCGGUUCAACCAGCGCGUCGCCUACAACACGCACGUGCGAACACACACCGGAGAGCGGCCGCACCGCUGCACCGUCUGCGGCAAGACCUUCUACCGCAAGGCGCUGCUCAGGCAGCACAUGGAGAACCACACAGAAGAGCAGCCUCCCGCCUGUCUGGAGAGCGGCAAGCGUUCGCCGGAGCGCAGCCACUUGCCGGUACACGAGAGGUCGCCUGCGGGCCUGCCGCCGUACGUCUGCGCGCACUGCGGCUGCAGCUUCGCGCAGAGGCACCAGCUGCGCUCCCACGUCGCCUGCCACGCGGGCGCCGUCGCAGUGGACGGCGGCCGCCUGUCUGAGGAGCCGCCUCCGUCGCGCAGCUCCAGCGUCAUCAUCAGCACGCCGCCGCCUGUGAUCCUCAACCCCACGGUCUCCAGCGCGGCGUCGCGCCUACCUCCGCCUCUGCUGCGGCUGCCGCCACAGCCAGCACCGUCGCUGUCGCUACCGUCCCAGAACGUCGCCGUCGGCGUAUCAGAGUUCGAUGCCACAUAA